Messenger RNA from Colletotrichum abscissum, 507 nucleotides. RefSeq lists its product as uncharacterized. The transcript has a single exon. The record is from RefSeq and is a predicted model, not a curated record. Bases 1 to 507 code for a protein of 168 amino acids. Lineage: Eukaryota; Fungi; Ascomycota; Sordariomycetes; Glomerellales; Glomerellaceae.
AUGUUGAACACCACAGUAACCGUAACACACAUCUCGCCCAUCCCCUCAACCCUCUCCCGCGAAGGCGCCCUAGCCCUCAUCCACGACGCGGAGCACCACAUCAAAUGCGACCCCAACAUGAAAGACUACGCGGCCCGCACGCCCGCCAUCCCGCCCACCGUCCCAAAGGACAUUGACCCCAUCGCCGCGACGCAGUGCUUCUCCGUCACCGACAGCGUGCCCUCGAUGCUGCCCAAGGCCAUCUGGAGCGGCGACGCCGUCAGCGACUACGACUUUACGUUCACGAAAGACGGCAGCUUCGUGCGUACGAGCUGUCCGCUCAACGUGCUGCUCGAGACGCGCUGGCGCGUAAAGGAUGCCGAGGGCGCCGAGGGUGAGGGCGCGUUAGAGCUGGAGGAGGUUGUUGAGAUUCGGUGCUCGAGGCUUUUGGCUGGGGUUGUCAAGUCGCAGUGUGAGACGAAUUGGAAGGGUUUCCAUAAGAAGAUUCUGCAAGGAAAGACGGCAUGA